Molecule: messenger RNA, 1592 nt
Organism: Alexandromys fortis (reed vole)
Lineage: Eukaryota; Metazoa; Chordata; Mammalia; Rodentia; Cricetidae
Gene: Deptor
Product: DEP domain containing MTOR interacting protein
Exons: 9
Coding region: 167-1396 (409 amino acids)
Biological process (GO): negative regulation of TORC1 signaling; negative regulation of protein kinase activity; intracellular signal transduction
Molecular function (GO): protein binding
Source: RefSeq, a predicted model, not a curated record
UCCAGCUUGCCCGCAGGGAUUCCCUCACGAGCCAAUCGCUCGUGAGCCACGGGACCGCCAGGAACAAAGAUGGCCGGGGCGGCCUCGGCGAGGGCAGGCUGAUUCGAAAGCCAGGCACCCGGCGGGACAGCCAAGGCAGAGUAGCAGCAGCCGCGCGGUCGGGAGCAUGGAGGAGGGCAGCAGCGGCGGCAGCGGUGGCAGCGACAGCAACCCCGGCGGGAGUGGUGGGGCUCAUCAGAGAGAGCUGGAACGCAUGGCUGAAGUUCUCGUCACCGGGGAGCAGCUCCGGCUGAGGCUCCAUGAAGAAAAGGUUAUCAAGGAUAGGCGGCAUCAUCUCAAGACCUACCCAAACUGCUUUGUCGCGAAAGAACUGAUCGACUGGUUGAUUGAGCACAAGGAGGCCUCUGACCGAGAGACGGCGAUAAAACUCAUGCAGAAAUUAGCUGACCGGGGCAUCAUUCAUCAUGUGUGUGACGAGCACAAGGAAUUCAAGGAUGUAAAGCUCUUCUACCGCUUUAGAAAGGACGACGGAACCUUCCCGCUGGACAACGAAGUGAAGGCCUUCAUGAGAGGACAGAGGCUGUAUGAAAAACUGAUGAGCCCGGAAACUACCCUCCUACAGCCGCGGGAAGAGGAAGGGGUGAAGUAUGAGCGAACCUUCAUGGCCUCUGAAUUCCUGGACUGGUUGGUUCAGGAAGGUGAGGCCACGACAAGGAAAGAGGGGGAGCAGCUUUGCCACCGGCUCAUGGAGCACGGCAUCAUACAACAUGUGUCCAACAAGCACCCAUUUGUGGACAGCAACCUCCUCUACCAGUUCAGAAUGAACUUCCGUCGGAGGCGAAGACUGAUGGAGCUGCUCAAUGAGAAGUCCCCCUCCUCCCAGGAGACGCAUGACAGCCCCUUCUGCCUGAGGAAGCAGAGCCAUGACAGCCGGAAAUCCACCAGCUUUAUGUCAGUCAGCCCCAGCAAGGAGAUCAAGAUCGUGUCCGCCGUGCGGAGGAGCAGCAUGAGCAGCUGUGGCAGCAGUGGCUACUUCAGCAGCAGCCCGACGCUCAGCAGCAGCCCCCCGGUGCUCUGCAACCCCAAGUCUGUGCUGAAGAGACCUGUCACUUCUGAGGAACUCUUGACCCCUGGAGCUCCGUAUGCCAGGAAGACAUUCACGAUUGUUGGUGAUGCAGUUGGCUGGGGCUUUGUGGUGCGAGGAAGCAAGCCAUGCCACAUCCAGGCUGUGGACCCCAGUGGACCUGCAGCCGCCGCAGGGAUGAAGGUCUGCCAGUUCGUUGUCUCCGUCAACGGGCUCAACGUGCUGAACGUAGACUACCGCACCGUGAGCAACCUGAUUCUGACAGGCCCACGGACCAUCGUCAUGGAAGUCAUGGAGGAGUUAGACUGCUGAGCACCGGGACGUCCCCGCUGGUGCCCUGUCCCAGGACCACACAGCAAUGACGUGACAGGACAGCCGGACAAAUGGAUAAUGGGGACGUACAGAUCUUCUCUCUGUCCAUGCACACCUUGAAUUUCAUGCAGUGUUUGAAUAUGGAAGGACUGGGUAACACAUCUUUAAAAAAAAAAAACACACACAGCUGGGGGUG